AUGGUCGCUGAUAAUGAUACAGAAACUACAAUUGAAAAUGAACUUUAUAAUAAUGGCGAAGCAUCAAGUUCAAAUCGAACUCCUUCUUUAAUCUCUAUUUCUCCCGCUAAUUUUACUUUAAAACAAUCACCACAUUGUCAUGCCCUCUGUCAACCUACAUGGCGUGAAAAGCUAGCUGUUGAGCUUGACAGUUCUGCAAUUGGUAGCAUCUGGAAAUUGGUGGAUGCUCUCCUUAAUAUUUUAUUAUGCAUAAUUUAUAUAGCAAACACUGCUCACAUGAACAAAGUUCUACCAUUGCUGAAUGUGUGGUUGGAAGCUUUAGUAUCAGCUUUAUUGAUCAUGGAAUAUAUUCCAAAAUUUUAUAUUUUUGAAUUUUGGUCGUGGAAAUCAUUUUUCAUGCCUUUCCUAACAUUCCUGACAAUAUUUCCUGUUGGCGCUACUACCCUUGAUCAUCAUAUAUUCCAAGAAGCUCGUUACAUUGUGUUGUUUUACCCUUUUCGAUUCAUUCGAUGUUAUUUGUCUAUAUACGCUUGUUUAAUCAGAAGUGAAAAAUCUGUUAUCAAGUUUGGUCAAGUUACUAGUAGAAUAUUAAUUUUUCUGAAUUCCAUCUUGUUUAUUGUGUUGACUGGAUCUGCUUUGUUACAUAGUGUCGAAUAUGCAUAUAUGGAUGCUGAUAUUACAUUCUUGGAUGCUGUUUUCUUUACAACUAUUAUGUUGGGUACUGUUGGAUAUCAUAGUCAUAUAAUACCUGACAAUGCUUCUGCUAGAAUUUUUCUUUUGGUAAUAUUCACAACAGGUCUUAUAUUUAUUCCGUAUUCUAUAUCAGAAUUGAUUACAUUGAUACGUUCAAAAUCUAUAUAUGACAGACCCUUUAGAAAAAUAUCAAAGCAGCCUCAUGUCAUUAUCAUUGCCCCAACUAUUGAAUUGCCCUCGUUAAGACACUUUUUAAAAGAAUUUUAUUCUUUGGCACACGGUCUUGCAACUAUUAACACAAAAGUGGUAAUUUUAAAUCCUGCAGAACCAAAUGCUCGUGUAAAGACGUUUUUGUCAGAUCCUUUGUAUGCACAUCGUGUACAAUUUAUUAAAGGUAGCUCACUUGAAUCACGUAGUCUAAAAAAAGCAAAUGCAAAAAAUGCUUCAGCAUAUUUUAUUUUAGCCAAAAAGUAUACACAACAAAGUGAGGCUAUUGAUGCAGAAAAUGUUUUAAAGGCAAUGGCAUUAAGUAAACAUGAUGUAGGACCUAAACUUUAUAUCCAAUGUAUUCUUCCGGAGAAUAAAGCUCAUUUUGAAAAUUUAAAUCCUGAAAUAAUAAUAUGUAUCGAUGAAUUAAAACUUGCUAUACUUGCUCAUUCAUGUUUAACUCCUGGAUUUUCUACUCUUUUGUAUGGUCUUACAACAUCAUUCACUUAUGAAUCAACUUAUGAAUUAAAAAACACUGAAGAAAGGUAUAAUUCAUCAAUUGGCUUGGGAAAUGACAUCAUUGAGGAUUAUAUUGAUGGCAUUUCUCGAUCUAUUUACGCCACAAACUUAUCAGAUUACUUUAUUGGCUAUAAUUUUCUCUCAGUUGUUGGUUGUUUAUACGAAAGUCUAGGUGUUGUGCUGUUUGCAAUCGCUAUUCCAAAACAACAUUCUACAACGGGACAAUCAACCAGUUUGUCAUACAACCAAAGUAAUUGUGAAGGAGAAAAUGCUAAAAAUUAUAUGGUUUUGAUCAAUCCUGGUGAUUAUAUUCUAAGAGGAGAUGAAAUUGGUUAUAUAAUUGCUUCUGACAGUGAAUUGGCUGAUGGUGUUUCCAAUUAUAAGUGGCACAGUUUACAAAUUCGAAACAAUGGCAAUUUAUCUUCUGAGCCACAACAAACUUCUUCAGAAAGACAACCAUUAUUGUCAUCCAAUGUUUCAAAAAAUAAUGUUAGUGUUGGACAUAGUGAUACAAAGAAAAGGUCAAAUCUUUCUAAAAAACCUGAUAAACAGUAUCAUGAGUAUCCUCACAAGCCCGAUUCUAGUACACUACGUCAUCAUCGUGCACUUUCUAUUCCUCUUGCUUCUGCAGCAGACCACGACCAUGAUCGUCAACAACAACAUCACCACGAUCGCCGUAUUCAUAGCAUAGAUCCUUCAUCUUCCUCUUUAAAUGCUUUUCUUGAUAAUGAUCAAAUAAACUCAAUGCUUGAUACAGUUAGUGGACACAUAUUGUUGUGUGAUUAUUCAACAGCAACUUUUCCACGUAAUUUAGAUUGUUUUGUUGGUCCAUUACGCAAAGCACAUUUGGAAAAGUUCACACCAAUUGUAAUUCUUUCACCAGUAAGACCUACACAAAGUCAAUGGAAAAUCUUGAGUCAAUUUGAUCAAGUGUAUAUUGUUCAAGGGAAUCCAAUGACGCGAGAAGCCCUUGAUAUUGGCAAAAUUAAAUUUGCAAAACAGGCUGUUAUAUUAACUGAUUCCAUUGGAAUUUUAAAGAACGGGGAAAAGACCGAAGAUGCACCAGCAAUGUUGGUUUACUUGAACAUUAAAGCAAUGUGUAAUGAUAAAGAUGUUGAUGUUUUUGUAGAGUUUGUACAUAUGGAUAAUAUGAAAUUUAUUUCAGAAGAUACAUUGGUUAUUAAUAAGAAUAUGCAAGCCUUUAUGGCAGGGAUUUGCUUUUCUUUAUCUAUGUUGGAUAGCAUAAUAUGCCAAUCAUUCUAUCAACCACAUAUAGUUGCUAUAAUUCACCAACUACUUUUUGGAGCUAACUUCCAUUCAGGUGCAACUUAUUCUGCACCCGCUCAUUCACACAUCUUUCAAAUUCCUGUGCCAGUAAGAUUCAUAGGUUCACAAUAUGGAUUACUGUUUCAGUUCUUAUUGGAUGAUAAAAAAUCUAUACCGUUAGGUCUAUAUCGUAGUAAUAAAGCAAAAACACCAAAUGGUAUGGUCAAAUGUUUUAAAUAUGUAUACACUUGUCCUAAAUAUAAUGUAAUAUUAAAAGAAGAUGAUAAAGCUUUUGUGUUGAGUAAACGUAUUCCAUCUGGAUUAUGA
This is a messenger RNA of Entrophospora candida, 3012 nucleotides long. NCBI's taxonomy places the organism in Eukaryota, Fungi, Glomeromycota, Glomeromycetes, Entrophosporales, Entrophosporaceae. The record is from the annotation of a GenBank genome assembly.